Messenger RNA from Hermetia illucens (black soldier fly), 4562 nucleotides. RefSeq lists its product as uncharacterized. The transcript is spliced from 8 exons. The record is from RefSeq and is a predicted model, not a curated record. Bases 922 to 3204 code for a protein of 760 amino acids. NCBI's taxonomy places the organism in Eukaryota, Metazoa, Arthropoda, Insecta, Diptera, Stratiomyidae.
GUAGUUGAAUGAAUGAAUAAAUGCACAAGCGUUCUCCUUUCGAGCAUACUCCUGCAAACGAUGUCGCUCACACAGUCCAAGUAGUUAAAAAGUCUAGUUCCAAUGUCAAUAUUAUCCCUUUAAUAUUUGUGUUUAUAAUCGGAAGCUGGAAAUGAAAAAUUGUAAAAUUGGUAGUCGUGUCAGAUAUGAGACGCGAGAUUAACGCUCCAGCCAGCCUUGGCCCCGUCUUCUGAAUGCGGAUCUGUAAAUCCUGCCUAUUGUUGAGUGUGUGUAAACAAGUGAAACUGUGUUUAAAUCCAUUCGCCAUUCAAGGAUAACAAGUGGAAACUAGUUACCGAAAUUUUGCAUUACUUACCGAUGCCAAGUCCAUCAGGAAAAAGCCAAGGAAGAUAAUGUGAGACUGAAUGGAGAUGACCAUUGCAUUCGGAGUGAUAUGUGACUCGAAGGAUAGGAAUAAGGAUCGCCUUCGCGGUCAGCAUUGAAACACAAAAGUAGAUUGGAUAACGAAGUGUUGACGGAAUUCUGUGUGAUUUUUGGGAGCGUCUUUGAGGUUAGGAAUUGAUUUUUCCCAAAAAUCAGGAAGUAACUAGACCGGGAGGAAGAAUGAAUAAAGUUGAAAUAGCGUUGACGGAAAACUUAUUUUGUUUUCUUGUCAGACUCAUUAGUCGUAAUUAUCUACGUGUUUAGUGGUGUUGUUUGUUCAAGAACUCAACUGAUGACUCGUACGGAAGUGAUGUGCAUAGGAUAGUGCAGCACCUCAAAAGUUCACCCCCACUUUCCCAACCAGAAUGGAAUUCAUUAAAGUUUGUGUACUUUCCACUCAAAGGAAGUUCGUGUUUUGUAACUAUAUCUAAGCGUCGUCUCCACAUUUUGCUGGCUUCAUAAUUGCUGCGCAUUCAAAAAUAAAAGUACGUGCCUAUCAUGUAUUUAAAUGGGAGCCCCCCAAAAACGAAAAAUCUGGGGGGCUCCUUAACCUCCAAGGCGUCUACGAAAGCAUUGCAUUUAUUCACGGGUGGUAGCGUUGCAGCCACUACUUGUUCGCCGUCUACUGCAUCACUGUAUUCCAUGUCGACAUCGACAGUGUCCUCGUCAUCAUCGUCAUUAUCCUCCACCGCUUCUCUGUUGCAGAACUCUUCAUCAGGAUCAGGAUCAGGAUUGGGAAUAGGAUCGUCGGCUCAUAUACAUCAUUCAUCAUCAUCAUCGUCACGGCAUCAUCAUCACAAACGUUCGAAAAGAGUUGGGCCCUGGGGGGCUAGAGAACGAGCUGGAAUGAGCUUUUUGAUAGUGGUUGCAUUCUUUGCAGUUUUUGGACUCAUUAUCUUGACAGAGCUGUUCAUGAUUGACGAUAAACAGCAUGGCGGUAUGAUUGUGCUGCGACACGGUAACCUUGGCAGCAGACUAGGUGAUUCAAUGCCGGACUAUGAUAAUGUUAAGGAGGACUACGAUUUGAUAGACGGCAGUCUUCUCCUAGGUGAUAACAAACUAGCAUUCUUCCAGUUUCGUAGUGAUAGUAAAUUAAAAUUAUCAGAUCGCAUAGCAGGCGGUGCUCCUGUUGCGUCUGACUCGAAUGCCGCUGGUUUGGGUGGUACUGGUCCGGGUAAUCAUGGCACAGCCCAAGGACUUUCGAUUCCAUGGGGGCAAAUGUUACCAACGAAAAUCGAACAAACUCUACCCCACUUUCCAACUGGCAGUGAGCCAACCGAUGGCUCCUGGCAAGUUGUCAACGGAACACGCUUCAAGUUUUUCGUCUUCUCGGCCUACUACGAUCGACGAGAUGGGAAAAUGGUUCGAGUUAUUGGAGCGACGAAAACUCGUGGGCCAGAGAAAGUAUGGUGUCGUUUCUGGUAUUCAUACAAGGAUAUAAAUAAUCGAACUAAAUACUAUUCGGCAACGGUAAUGGCAAGAGUUAAGAUUAUCAGAGAAAAUUGGAAUCUUAAAUACAGCGCUUGCUUCGUGCUAUGUCCGCUUCGAGCGCCAGGAUUAUAUGUUCCUCAGGCGGUUAGUGUUGUUAGUCGAUUACGAGCACCGCCAGGAAAUAUCCUCACUGUUCGGAACACGGACCAGGAUAGUGAUUUCACUAAUCGAACACGCUCGCCUACUCAAGAUAUCCCCAAUAAAAUGGCAGUUUGCGUAAAACCAUUCCAUUUCAGCUAUAACAAGCCCCUUUAUUUGCUGGAGUUCCUCGAACUGAACACUCUUCUUGGAGUAUCACACUUUACAUUUUAUAAUCACACCCUGGGAUCGUAUGCAUCUUGUAUAUUGCAUCAAUAUGAACGAGGAAAUAUCCCAGAAAAUCUAACGGCCUAUGAUGAAUACGAUAAGGAAGCGUACGGAUUGGGAACGGCGGGAAUAUUGAAAAAUCGAAACACUACAAAAGCUCCACCGCAGGGCCUCGAGAGUGUUUACAUAAAACCUACAGUCGACAUUCUUUCCUGGAAUUUACGGAUGCGCUCCCAGAAAGAAAUUCGAACUGAGGGACUGUUUUCCGCGUUAAAUGAUUGCUUAUAUAGAAAUAUGUAUAGAUACGCGUAUUUAGCACUAAUCGAUCUAGACGAAUUUAUAAUUCCUCGGCAUAACGAUACACUGAUAGAUUUAACAAAUUGGUUAAAUACUCGAUUCGCGGGACGGAAUACGGGAGCAUACUCCUUCCAAAAUGCAUUCUUCUAUUUACAAUUUGCUGAUGACGUCCGAGUAUACGAUCAGCAAUCGAGUAAUCCUGCGCUUAGAGCAGCAUUGCUCACCCAACGAAAAACAAGAAGACGAUCUAAACUGCAUCCUCAAAAACAACGAUCAAAGUACAUAUGCAAACCAGAAGCAGUCGUAGAGGCUGGCAACCACUUUGUCUGGGAAUUCGUACCAGGAAAAGGGACUAUGAAUGUUCCUGCUGAUGCAGGAAUAUUACAUCAUUAUCGAGUGUGUGAAUUCGGUGGUGACGACUGCAUCAAAGCACCCUCCCUAGUUGAUCGCACCGCCCUCAAAUAUCAGCGACGUCUACUCGAUCGUGUCGAGACCGUCUACAACUACUUGAAGCGACCUUGUAACUUACCUGAUAUCCCGCCUCCUCCUACAAGGCCACCACCUACUCGAAAGAAAACUCUCCAUGUCAAGAAUAGCACAAAUAGCGCGCAAAACGCCGUUGAUACAAGGAACGGCGGCAAAAUACUGAAAAAUGUUGAUAAGAUUAAAGCUAAAAUGGUUGCCUAGCAUAAACGAUAAUUGAAAAUGAGGAUAAAUGUGAAACCAAAGAGAAAAUGUAUUUUUUAGGAUUUUAUGUUAAUUCGUUUUAUUACAUUAAGGUUCGAAAAUAAUGGAACUUAGGAGGAUAGACUUCAAACAGAAGAAAAACAGUCGAAUAAGGAUGUUUUUACCAAAUAUGUAGACAUGAUUCAAUAAGUUUUAUAGAACUUAUGAAAGAAGUAACCAGGAAGAAUUAGUACUUUCUUAUAUUUAUUUGAUGCAGCAAUUAUCAAAUUUGUAUAUUUCAUAAAAACGAAGAAACUUAAGCAACAAUUCUUUUUUUGGCGCACAAAUUUAUCCUUCAAGGUAUUUCAGCUUUUAGUUAGGCCUAAACGAUAUUAAUUUAUACAUACCAAAGCUUAUCGCGCAAUUUCAAUAAAUACCAUUAUCCUAGAAAAUUCCCAAUCCCGAAAUACAAUAACUGAAACCUCAAACUAGAGUCCAUGAUAAAUAUAGAGAAAAAUUCGCUUCUAUUCAUCCAUUUCAAACUAAUAUAUGCCAACCGAAAAAAUCAGCCUGCACUGAAAAUCCUGAAAAUUAUGGAUAAAUUAUUAAUUUGAAAGAGAUAUAAACUGCACUGAGCCUUGCAAUUGGUUAUGACCAUUCUAUUAUUGGAAAAAUCAUGAAAAUAUUUCAUAGCGUCGAAACUAGGAAGAUUCGUUUCAUUUUAAGGAUGCGCUUUGCAAUUGGGAUUUAGGAUAAAAACGGUCUACAUGAAUCCCUCGAGAUUCUGCUGCUCAGGCAAGGCCGACCUAUAUGCAUACAUAUUUUCCUGUUCUUUAGGCAAUUCAAUAUACUAAAACGCUCAUGCUUCUGCACGUGAUCAACCAGGGUGGUGUAAAAUGUAGACCAUCGUCAUGAGAGUUUUACAUUAAACUGGGAACUGCAGUCAAUGCUGAAGCAUAUUUCAUUCUGCCGUGUCUAUCUGGCCCAUUCUGGUAAACACAACGCUAUGCCAUUCACUAGGUAGCAUAAAGCAGUCGCAUGGUGGAAGCAGGUCGGUGGAGAAAAUUCUUUUUGAAAAUUAUUCAGUGCAUUACAAAAUCCUAUUAUAUACCCUAGAGACUGUAUAAAAUUUCAAUUUAAGUUUUGCCUUCGGUAUAAUGUUAACGAGAGAUUUUGAAUCCCGAAUUGAGGCAUUUUAUUACCCUUUGGAAUAUAUUCUAAUAUAAUAUUUUGAAAAUGGAAAAAUAUUCUGUUUGAAAUGUGGAACUAAUGGUGGCAAAAUUAUGAGAAUUGUAAUGACGAUUAUUCUAAAAUCAUAACCAGAAACUUACAAAAGUGAAAAACAACUCCAAAUAAAAUAAACAUAUUUAAACAAAAUU